CUGCCGCAUCGUCUCAAGACUCUCAACCUCUUCAUCUCUGUUGCUUUCUCUCAAUCUCUCUAACCAAAACCGUGAGGAACUUCCUUCAAUUCUGAUUUUCUAUACACAUCUUCCUCCUCUUUUUUUUCUACUUUAAGAACUUCAUAACCUAAUAUGCUUUUGAGGGUGAUUGAUGUUGUAUAGAUUUGUUAAGAAGAUUGAAAAAUGUUGGUAAGGUUGAUUGAUUACUGUAAGAAGCAUGUCGAGAAUCCUAUGAGAUGGUUGUUCUGCUGAUAAUGAAUUUGUUAAAAUCGAUUAGCCUACCUUGUUCUAUUUUAUCCGAUAAGAUGAGGGCUCUAGAGUAAACAAUGAGGUGAAGUUGCUGUUGGGUUGAACUUUGAUGAACUGAGAAAUUAAGAAUGUCAUGGGGCUGAGAAUGAUACAAAUUUGUGAUGUUUUUGGCUGAUUCUUGAGCUAAGAAUUCAGAGAAGAAAGAGUCUGGUAAAACUAAGCUCACUAUAUUUUUUGGUACUCAGACUGGUAUUGCUGAAGGAUUUGCUAAGGUAUUGGCAGAAGAAAUUAAGGCAAAGCACAAGAAAGCAUUUGUUAAAGUAGUUGACCUGGUAAGUGUUGCAUGAAUUGUUGUCUGCAGCUUAUGAAAUGCCUGCUGAUUACAGUUCGAUUACAAGUCUUACUAAGAAAUCUAGAAACGACGAGGAGGACCAAACUAGGGUUUCUGCUGCAACGAUGUCUUUAGGUGAUGGAAAUUCACAUGAAAUUGAUAGGGAUUUGCAUAGUAGACAGCUUGCUGUUUAUGGAAGAGAAACUAUGCGGAGACUUUUUGCUUCCAAUAUCCUUGUUUCUGGGAUGCAAGGUCUCGGUGCAGACAUUGCAAAGUUGUGAAGGAAGAGCAUGCUGUGACUUGUCGUACCGCGACUGCAAAGUGUAUCAAUGGAUUGUCAAGCCACAGACUACUGUCAAGUUGAAUGAGAUGUUUCUUCCUGGUCGAAUGUCAUUUAUAUUCGACAUGAUUCCCGAUAGUGGGUCAUGGAAUUACCACAUCAAUGGAGUGAAGCAUAACACUAAUCUGACGUGUGGGAUAAAGCUGGGAUCGAUGGUGACACUGAUAACAUCAGCUCGUUUGGUGGGAUAGCCUUGGCUUAUGAACUAUCUAUGAACUGAUUGGCAUCUGAUUGUUGCUUUUCAAUAUUGUAAGUUUUGUAAGUUACAAUGUAGGAAGUUUCUAUGAACUCAGCGAGUUUUUUAACUUAGAUUUUGAUACUUAGAAGAAUUUAUUUUCUUCUUUGAUUGAAAGUUAUAUGAAUUGAAUGAUCUUCUUGGAUUGAAAGUUAUAUGAAUUGAAUGUUCUU
Molecule: messenger RNA, 1349 nt
Organism: Papaver somniferum (opium poppy)
Lineage: Eukaryota; Viridiplantae; Streptophyta; Magnoliopsida; Ranunculales; Papaveraceae
Exons: 7
Coding region: 740-1132 (130 amino acids)
Source: RefSeq, a predicted model, not a curated record